Messenger RNA from Stegodyphus dumicola, 1911 nucleotides. RefSeq lists its product as uncharacterized. The record is from RefSeq and is a predicted model, not a curated record. NCBI's taxonomy places the organism in Eukaryota, Metazoa, Arthropoda, Arachnida, Araneae, Eresidae.
CAUCAUAUGACGUUUUUCUCUGACGCUGAAAUUUGUUUAUAAUUCCUGUUAUUUGAUUUCGUGCGCUUUAUCCUUAUUAUAUCUCUUUCACGUAUUUAUAAUGAGUGAAGAAUUUUUAAAUAAAAGGCCCUUUUCAGGGCCAAAUACUUCGGAAUAUUCUGAUCAAUUGAUUCAGAAUAUUAGAAAAUGUAAUACCAGUUUAAACGAGCUAGAUGAUGGUACCCAUGAUCAACUAGACAUUGCAUCUGAAAUUCACAGUUCCGCUUUGAAUACGAGCGAUAACAUCUUUCAGAAAACAAUUUCAAAAUCUUUCAGCUGUUCCGUAUGCAAAAAGUGUUUUUCAAAUGCCAGCAAUUUGAAGCGUCAUUUGAAGAACAUACAUUGCAAUAAAGAACACAUUUCUGCUGCAGAAGGAUCGAGUUCAGAUUAUAAAAAGCAUGAGAUUUUUAAUGGUAAUUCGAUUUCAAAUAUAUUGGCUACAAAAUCCACAAUAAGUUCAAAAAAACUUUAACUGCCCUGAUUGCAAAAAAUGUUUCGCUAAUAGCAGCAAUCUCAAACGUCACCGAAUAAAAUUCCAUAUGCCACAACAAACAAUGCUUAAAAAGAAAGUUCUUACAUUCAAAUGCAGUUUAUGUACUCGUCAAUUUAAUAAUAACAAAAAUUUGCUGUUUCACAAGCGGAGAGUGCAUUCGCUGCCCUUAAGCAUUCGGCGUAAAAACUUAUAUAAAUGCCCAUUAUGUAAUGAAAAUUUUUCAAAGAAAAAUUUUACUCUACACUUACAAAUGGAACAUGAAAUACCCAUGGAAAAAGAAGAGAGAGAAUUCUCUACGUUUGAGGAUUUCAUGCUGUGGAAGGAGAGUUUUGAAAGAGAAACAAAAUCUAAAUUUGUUAAAUUUACAAAGGAGCAUGACCAAUUGCACGUAAAGUAUAUUUAUUUUGGAUGCCAUCGUUCAGGACAUUAUAUAUCUAAAGCGCAAGGUAUGCGACAUUUAAAAAUACAAGGGAGUAAUAAAAUAAACUCUUAUUGCCCAGCCUCUAUAAAAGUAAGCCAAUUUAAUAAUGGAAAGUGCACUGCUUAUAUCAGAAAAACCCACGUAGGUCACAAAAAUGAUAUAGGUCAUCUGCCUCUUUCAAAAUCAGAACGACAAUUAUUAGCAACUAAAAUUGCUGGAAAAGUCCCUUUCGACGCAAUUUUAGAUGAAAUUCGGGAUUCUUUAUCUGAUACAGGGCUUGAGAGGUUGCAUCUUUUGACAAAGAAAGACUUAUGGAACAUUGAAAAUUCUUAUAAUCUGCAAUCAAAUGCUGUAAGGCAUAAAAAUGAUUGUGUAAGUGUAGAAGCCUGGGUGAAUGAAAUGGCGAGCGAGGACAACAACUGUAUUCUAUUUUACAAGCCUCAAAAUAAAAUUUUAGAAAAUUAUCCCGAGUUUAAAAAUGAUGAUUUUGCAUUAAUUAUAAUGAAUGACUCCCAGAGGCACUUACUACAGAAGUUUGGAGCAGACUGUAUAUGUAUAGAUGGCACCCAUGGGUUGAACAGUUAUGGAUUUGAACUAAUCACACUGCUCGUACUGGAUGAUUUGCGUCAGGGCUUUCCCUGUGCAUAACAAAAGAAUGCGACUGUCCGCUAUUAUGCAAAGAAUGCAAUGCUUGUAUUCAUAGAUAUACUUGCAGUUGUGUUGAUUCUGCAAUCCGCUGGAAUAUGUGUAAGCAUAUUCAUUCAGUUUGUUUAAAAAAUAAAAGUAAACUUCCAGAAUCAAAUGAAGAUAAUAAUCAUGAGCAUUCUUUUCAAAUUGAUUUAGCUUAUGAAGAAUCUGAUAUUUUGCUUGAAGGAUUUAAAAAAAAUAAACAAUCAUGUGUAUCACCAUCGAAACUUAAAGAUAAUCUGCAAAAAGAAUAUGCAAUGCUAAUUGCCUC